Messenger RNA from Psilocybe cubensis, 516 nucleotides. RefSeq lists its product as uncharacterized. Gene Ontology annotation, cellular component: exon-exon junction complex; cytoplasm. Gene Ontology annotation, biological process: exon-exon junction complex disassembly. NCBI's taxonomy places the organism in Eukaryota, Fungi, Basidiomycota, Agaricomycetes, Agaricales, Agrocybaceae. Gene Ontology annotation, molecular function: RNA binding. The record is from RefSeq and is a predicted model, not a curated record. The coding region runs from base 1 to 516 and encodes 171 amino acids. The transcript has 2 exons.
AUGUCGCGUCCUCCUUUAAAUCCUGAAAAGACCGUUGCCGGCAUUACAGUUGAUCCCCAAACUCUCGAGCGCGUUAUCCCAGAAUCACGCCGCCCAGAUGGAACUGUUCGCAAACAAAUUAAAAUCCGACCAGGAUUCACACCACAGGAAGACGUUCGUCGGUUCCGCGGGACAAAGCAGGCCCAGAUGGAUGCAAACGCACUGCCAAAGGGGCAUAUCAUUGGUUGGGCUCCGCCUCCUACAAGCACGGCUGCAUCAAAUUCGGCUGGAAAGCCCCUAUCUAAGAGCGCAAAGAAGAAUCUAAAGCGCAAAGAGAAAAGGGAGAAGGAGAAAGAGGACAAGGCAGAUGUUCCAGAGAACUGGGAUGAUGAUGAUGAUGAUAAACCAACGCCGACUACGACCAAGGAAUCAGCGAAUGCAGAAAAGCCUGCUGCAACAACGACAGAAAGGACGUCUUCGACACCUGAUGCCACAGCGGAGCUAUCCAACAAACUUGAGAAGCUUGACGUCAAAUAG